AUGGCCGAGGCUCGGCCAGAGGAAGACGAGGAGAAUAUGAGAAGGGAGGCCGGGGAGCAAGUGGUACGACGGCAGUCGGACGGUCGCCCUGGCAGGAGAAAGCCAGAGAAUCGUCUCAGCCAAGGUCCGCUUUGGGCCCUCAGAGCAGCCAUCAAAAGAUCCACCAGCAGGUCCAGUUUCUCUGACCAACCGCGUGACAGAAACCGAGACGGCAACGCCAGGCGACCGGAGAUCACCGUCUUGUCGGCCGAACCGCUACCCUCACCUUCCUGGUUGGCAGGAACACCCGGCACCUUCCCGCCUCCGCCGCCUCCAGCUGCGCAAAUCUGGGGACCCACAAUCCCGCCGGACGUACAGCCUCCUCCCUCAUAUGAGGACGUGAUAAGAGAGAAGACACAGGAACAGGAAGUGCAUUCAUCAUCACCUGCUCCAUCACCAUCAACAUCAUCAUCUCAUCCAGCUAAAAGAACGACCAUUGCUACUCAGACAGACACUGGAUCCUCUUCUGGAGCUCAAGCUGAACGGCUCAAACCGCAGCGGCCGCCGAUACCCGCAGCUCCGUCUCAAGCCAAUGGUGAAGUCGCAUCCCCUUUGACCCCAGGCCCUGAGAGCGAGCAAUUGGCACCGUCCCCCUGCGCCAACGAGGCACAACGCCCCAGACCCCGUCCCCGCCCCCGAUCCAGUCUCGCCACAACCCCGGUCAGCAACGAGGUCAAGGUUCAGACUUUGGUGAAAUUGCGAGAGGACGGCCUGGCCACGCUCGCGGCCCUCGCUCGCAGUGACGCCACCAAGCAGGACGCGAGUGGUGGUAAAUACCUUCAAGAGCUCUUAGAGGCCUUCAGCUCUGACGACUGGGGCUUUCCUGAACAGCAAGGGGACGACAGCGGUCAUAGCCUGUCUGAAGAAGAGGAGGAAGAAGACAUGGCGACUCUAAGGGCGAGGAUCCAGGCCUUCGAGAAGCAGCAGGUAGCGCUUGAUGGGAGUGGCGGUGACGCGGAUAUGACUGAGGACGUGGUCGCCAAGAGACCUGAACCCCGGCCGCGUCCUCGUUUGCAAGUGCAACCCGCCAAAAUGCAACCUCCUGUUCUUGCUCCUAAACCGAAAAGCCUGUCAAAAUCGGCCUCUGCAGAUGAAACCUCCCCUGAGAUCCCCAAACCAAAACCACCGCCAGUCACUGAGCCCCUCUCGACUCACCUCCCCCCCACCGCUCCCUGCCCUGCACCUGUCCCAGCUCCAAGGCUCCCACCGGUCAAAACCACCCCAGAUGAAAACACAACCAAAUUUUUAUCCAGACCAACGGUUGCACCUCGGACAAGCGUUGGGACACCACCGCACGAGAAGGCACCCUCAGCCAGACACGUCACCCCAAUGAGGCCCCCUAGACCUUCCAUGAAGGUCAGCAGGAGGCCACCGCCUCACAGUCAGGAUACUAUAGACCUCACAGGUCCCUCUCUGGAGCUGAAUGCCGUCCCCUUUAAGACUCCCGCACUGGGUCCGGCUCCCGUCCAAACAAAAGUGAUCUCCACGGGCUUUAAAAAGGCAGAAAGUCUCUGCGAGCCUCCUCUACCUCCAAGGCCCUCAAAUGUGAAGCACCUCCCUCCCAGGCCUCCACCUAUCAAAUCCGUCCCUGCCCGGCCGCCACCUCCCGCCUCGGCCUCGCCUGUGAACCGUCCGCUUACGCCGUCUUCCUUGACGGGAGUCAAUCACAGAGCAUCAAAGCGAGGGCCGCCUCUGCCCCCUCGCCCCAAGCCUGGACAUCCGCUGUUUCGGGACAACAUGAAGCAGGAAGUCCUCAUCGUCUUGGAUGAACUGCCACCUGAGCCUCUGACGACCUCCGUCACAGGGCUUUCAUCAGAGUGUCUCCUGGAUCUUGACGUCUUUCCCCCAGCACAAUUACCGGAACCUGUGGUGGAGGUUUAUCAGCAGAAACAAACCGAGCUGCCUCCUCUCAGCAUCCCUCGUCACGUGGCUUUGUACGACUUUGAGGGAGCCCAAGAUGACGAGCUCACCUUCGCCCAGGGAGAUGCCAUCAGCCUGCUGGAAGUGGUGGACCAACAGUGGGGCCGCGGCCAAAUAGGCGGACGUGUCGGGCUCUUUCCAAUGAGCUUUACCCAGCUCGCCGAGGACCGUCCGUUAGAAAUUUCUGUGGUACUGACACCUUCAAAAGAAAUGGAGGUGGAAGAAUGGGCAUUGGCGCUGUUUGACUUCGCCGGUCAGACUGCGGAGGAUUUGUCUUUCCACAAGGGGGCGCACAUCCAAGUGAUCGAACAUGUAGACUCCGAGUGGAGGAGGGGGCGACUCGCCGGGAAGGAGGGGCUUUACCCCGUGGCUUUCACGCAACCCUGCCAAGCUCCACCAAUCGCAAGUUCCAAGGCGGCAGUGAAGGGUGUGGCCAAAGCUUUAUUUGCUUUUACCGCCGAGAACGAAGACGAGCUCACAGUUAAGCCUGGCGACAUUAUCACACAAGUGGAGUCUAGUGAUGAGCAGUGGAUUGUGGGAGUUGUUGGUGGUAAGCGUGGAAUGGUGCCCAAAAACUACAUUUUACUACUUUGA
This is a messenger RNA of Nerophis lumbriciformis (worm pipefish), 2553 nucleotides long. Lineage: Eukaryota; Metazoa; Chordata; Actinopteri; Syngnathiformes; Syngnathidae. The record is from RefSeq and is a predicted model, not a curated record.